AUGCUCUCGCUCGAUCCGACGAAGAGAAAGCGCCAGUCCGGGGGCACCACCGCCAUCAUGUGCAUCAUCAGAGGAGACAGGCUCGAAUACCCACAGCCUCCUCAGCCUCCUCCCCCCUGGCUGCUGCCCUACAACACCUCCAAAGUCGCCCUCCUCAUCGAGAACUGGCCCAGCGCCGUCCUCGCCCCGCUCAUGCUGCACUUCAUCUCCGUCGUGCCCCCCGACUGGCGCUUCCGCUUCAUGGGCUCCCCGCAAUCCGUCGCCUCCAUCAACCGCUCCGUCGCCAUCCGCCACCACGUCGCGGGCGGCAAGCUCGAUCUCACGUACAUCCCCGAGAACCUGAGCACCAACGGCCAGGAGGAGAUUAGCCAGUUCCUGACCACGCUGUGGCUGUACGAGGUCGUGCUUCGGCCGGCGGAGUGGCUGCUGGUGUUUCAGACGGAUUCCAUGCUGUGCGCGAACAGCAGGCUGAAUCUCAACGACUUUCUGGAAUACGACUGGGUGGGCGCGCCGUGGAAUCCUGUCGGUCGGUGGGGUGGCAACGGAGGACUGUCGCUGCGGCGCGUGAGCCGCAUCAUUGACGUUUUGCGCAACCAGCGGCGUGCCAAUGGCUCUCAGCCGGAAGACGUCUGGCUUUCUGAGCGGCUUGCUCAUCAUCCCGGCGGAAAGGUGGCCAACGGAUCUGUCUCGAUGACGUUUGCAGGGGAGAUGCAUGACGGACGGACGAUGCUGAACUCGAGUAGCCCUGGAGUGGAUCAACCUGACAGCGAAGACUAUAUUCCAGGAGUUGAUGACUGGAGAAAAGGCUUCUACGAGCCAAUGGGCUACCAUAUUGGUGGGAGCGGUUCCUUCCUACAUAGCCCGGUCUGGGGCAUGCCGGAACUGCGGGAACACAUGUAUAAGUACUGUCCCGAGAUCAAGAUGACACUGGCCAUGGACGUGGCCAAAUACGUGCCCGGCAACUGCGGCGCACGAUGGACAUAG
This is a messenger RNA of Trichoderma citrinoviride, 984 nucleotides long. RefSeq lists its product as hypothetical. The coding region runs from base 1 to 984 and encodes 327 amino acids. NCBI's taxonomy places the organism in Eukaryota, Fungi, Ascomycota, Sordariomycetes, Hypocreales, Hypocreaceae. The record is from RefSeq and is a predicted model, not a curated record. The transcript has 2 exons.